This is a messenger RNA of Podospora anserina S mat+, 4062 nucleotides long. RefSeq lists its product as uncharacterized. Gene Ontology annotation, biological process: intracellular protein transport; phospholipid translocation; post-Golgi vesicle-mediated transport. Gene Ontology annotation, molecular function: ATP hydrolysis activity; ATPase-coupled intramembrane lipid carrier activity; magnesium ion binding. The record is from RefSeq and is a predicted model, not a curated record. NCBI's taxonomy places the organism in Eukaryota, Fungi, Ascomycota, Sordariomycetes, Sordariales, Podosporaceae. Gene Ontology annotation, cellular component: plasma membrane. The transcript has 3 exons. The coding region runs from base 1 to 4062 and encodes 1353 amino acids.
AUGACAGGCCGUCCGCCUCCCGGGGGUCCCGCGCCCCCGCGAAACGAUCUCCUGCUCGAUCUCGACAAUGAUCAGCCCGUAUACAGCACAGGCCAGCGGUCAGCCUUGACCGACGACGACCUCUUAAAUUCAUAUGCCUACGACCAGGACGGUGCGCAGGCGCGUCCCUCGGUAUCCUACGAUGACUUUGUAGGCUCUGGACAGGCAAGACAACAACCAGGAGGGAGGGGGCCACCACCGGUUGGCACAUCGGCUUCCGCCGCAGGCCCCGCAAGCCCGUAUGGAUCGCAACCGGUCAACAGGCAAUACAGCCAGACGUCAGAUCUGGGCAACUACCAGAGAUACGCCGACGACUUUGACGACUAUCCGGAGGAUGGGACCUCAUAUUACCAGGCCGGGGGAGCGCCCGGCGCUGAUUCCGCAGCGGCGGCCAAUGCGAGGAACCGUAAUAGUGUUCUGAGCCUGGGUGGCGGCUUGCUCGGAAGAGUGAAAAACAAGCUUGGAAUGGGUCAGGGAUACUCGGAAAUGGAUCUGCCACUGACGGAAUCACGGACGGGACCAAGACCCGAACCCGGGGGUGCCGGAGGAGGGGCUCCUCCGCCGAAGGAUAAGGGGAAUUUCAAGUUCGGCUUCGGACGGUCGAAGCCCGACCCGUCGACACUCGGACCCCGAAUCAUCCAUCUCAACAACCCCCCAGCGAACGCCGCGAACAAAUACGUCGACAACCACGUAUCGACGGCCAAGUACAAUGUUGCUACCUUUCUGCCCAAGUUCUUGUUUGAGCAGUUUUCGAAGUUUGCCAACAUUUUCUUCUUGUUCACCGCUGGCUUGCAGCAGAUUCCGGGCCUGUCGCCAACAAACAGAUACACCACCAUCGGUCCCCUUAUUGUUGUGUUGUUGGUAUCAGCGGGUAAGGAGUUGGUGGAGGAUUACCGGCGAAAACAGGCCGACAAGGCCCUAAACCAGUCCAAGGCGCGGAUCUUACGAGGGUCAUCUUUUGAGGAAACGAAGUGGAUCAAUGUUUCCGUGGGCGACAUUAUUCGGGUUGAAUCCGAGGAGCCUUUCCCGGCCGAUUUGGUCUUGGUGGCAAGCUCGGAGCCGGAAGGAUUGUGCUAUAUCGAAACCGCAAACCUGGAUGGAGAAACCAAUCUGAAGAUCAAGCAGGCCCUACCCGAGACGUCGACAAUGGUUAGCUCGAGUGAUCUUGGCAGGUUGGGAGGCAGGAUCAAGUCCGAGCAGCCCAACAGCAGCCUUUACACAUACGAAGCUACCCUGACGAUGCAGGCUGGUGGAGGAGAGAAAGAGCUGCCCCUGAAUCCCGAGCAGCUGUUGCUUCGUGGUGCUACUUUGCGCAACACCCCCUGGAUCCACGGUGUGGUUGUGUUCACCGGCCACGAGACCAAGCUCAUGCGAAAUGCAACGGCGACCCCCAUCAAACGCACCAGGGUUGAGAAACAGCUCAACACCCUCGUGUUGGUUCUCGUCGGUAUUCUUUUGGUUCUCAGUGCCAUCUCUACCAUCGGUCAUCUUGUCCAGCAAAGUGUUCAAGGUGACGCCCUCGCUUAUCUCUACCUGGAUUCCAUGGACGGCGCCGCUGCUGUUGCUCGUCUCUUUAUCAAGGAUAUGGUAACGUAUUGGGUGCUCUUCUCCGCUUUGGUUCCCAUCUCUCUCUUCGUCACCCUCGAAUUGGUCAAGUACUGGCACGGCAUUCUCAUCAAUGACGAUAUGGAUAUCUACUACGACGUCAACGACACCCCUGCGAACUGCCGCACGUCGAGUUUGGUGGAGGAGUUGGGCAUGGUGGAAUAUGUGUUUUCCGACAAGACUGGUACCUUGACCUGCAAUAUGAUGGAGUUCAAGGCGUGUUCGAUUGCUGGAAUUAUGUAUGCCGAAAAGGUGCCCGAGGACCGCGUGCCGACGAUGGAGGAUGGUGUCGAAGUUGGAAUCCAUGAGUUUAGGCAGCUCAGGGAGAACAUUAAGAGCCACCCUAGCGCCCAGGCCAUUCACCACUUUCUUGCCCUGCUGGCCACCUGCCACACGGUUAUCCCCGAGACGAGCGACACUGGCAACAUCAAGUACCAGGCUGCUUCUCCUGACGAAGGUGCUCUUGUCGAAGGAGCUGUGCAGCUGGGCUACAAGUUUGUGGCUCGUAAGCCCCGCGCUGUGAUUAUCGAGGCCAAUGGUGAAAGGCUCGAGUACGAGCUUUUGGCUGUGUGCGAGUUCAACUCCACCAGAAAGAGAAUGACUACCAUAUACCGCUGCCCUGACGGGGUGGUUCGCUGCUACACCAAGGGUGCUGAUACUGUUAUCUUGGAGCGUCUGAACGAUAACAACCCGCAUGUCGAUGUCACGCUUCGCCAUCUCGAGGAGUAUGCGUCGGAAGGUCUCCGGACUCUGUGCUUGGCCAUGCGCGAGGUUCCUGAACAUGAGUUCCAGGAGUGGUUCCAGAUCUAUGAAAAGGCCCAGACGACUGUCGGCGGAAACCGCGCAGACGAACUCGACAAGGCUGCGGAGCUCAUUGAGCAUGACUUCUACCUGCUUGGUGCCACCGCUAUUGAGGACAAGCUGCAAGAUGGUGUCCCCGAGACUAUUCACACGCUUCAGGAGGCCGGUAUCAAGGUCUGGGUCCUCACUGGCGACAGACAAGAAACUGCCAUCAAUAUUGGCAUGAGUUGCAAGCUUCUCAGCGAAGACAUGAUGCUGCUCAUUGUUAACGAGGAGGAUGCCGAUGCUACAAGGGACAACCUGCAAAAGAAGAUUGAUGCCAUUCGGAAUCAAACCGAUGCGACGAUUGAGAUGGAUACUCUGGCUCUGGUCAUUGAUGGAAAAUCCCUGACGUACGCCCUGGAGAAGGACAUGGAGAAGCUUUUUCUCGAUCUCGCGGUCAUGUGCAAGGCGGUUAUUUGCUGCCGUGUGUCUCCACUGCAAAAGGCCAUGGUGGUUAAGCUGGUCAAGAAGUAUCAGAAGCAGUCGAUUCUUCUCGCUAUUGGCGAUGGAGCCAACGACGUUUCCAUGAUUCAGGCUGCUCAUAUUGGUAUUGGUAUCAGUGGUAUGGAAGGUCUCCAGGCUGCCCGCAGUGCUGAUGUUUCCAUUGCUCAGUUCCGGUACCUGAGGAAGCUGUUGCUUGUGCACGGUGCGUGGAGUUAUCACCGUGUGGCGAAGGCUAUUUUGUUUUCUUUUUACAAGAACAUUACCUUGUAUCUGACGCAGUUUUGGUACACGUUCCAAAACGUCUUCUCUGGUGAAGUCAUUUACGAAUCCUGGACCCUCUCCUUCUACAACGUCUUUUACACGGUCCUCCCUCCCCUCGUACUUGGUAUCCUCGACCAGUUUGUCUCCGCCCGCCUGCUUGACCGCUAUCCCCAACUCUACAACCUUGGUCAGAGCAACAGCUUCUUCAACAAGCGCGUCUUUGCCUCCUGGAUCUCCAACGCGGUCUACCACUCUCUCCUGCUCUACAUUGGCGGCUCCCUCUUCUGGAUCAACGAUGGUGUCCAAGGCAACAGCGUCCCCGCCGGAAAAUGGGUCUGGGGUACAGCCAUGUACGGCGCCGUCUUGUUGACUGUUCUUGGCAAGGCCGCGUUGGUGACGAACAACUGGACCAAGUACCACGUCAUCGCCAUCCCAGGCUCGUUUGUGAUUUGGGUGGUGUUUGUAGCUGUCUACGGCAUUGUCGCGCCCAAGCUCAACUUUUCGACGGAAUACCACGGGAUCAUCCCCUUGCUGUUUUCCAGCCCGCAAUUUUGGAUCCAGAUGCCGACGCUGGCGAUUUUGUGCUUGUCGAGGGAUUUUGCGUGGAAGUUUAGCAAGAGGUUGUGGAAGCCGGAGGCGUAUCACCAUGUGCAGGAGAUUCAAAAGUAUAAUAUUCAGGAUUAUAGGCCGAGAAUGGAACAAUUCCAAAAGGCGAUUAGAAAAGUGAGGCAGGUGCAGAGGAUGAGGAAGCAGAGGGGGUACGCCUUUUCGGCGGCGGACGAGUCGCAGACGAGGGUGUUGCAGGCGUAUGAUACUACGCAGCAUAGAGGACGGUAUGGAGAGAUGGCUAGUUCGAGGCCGGUGCAAUGA